GAGAUAGGCUGGAAGGGGUCUCAAUGGGCAUCCGCCUCCGCCAGGCUGCGGUGGGAGUCCCGGCCCCGGUUACUGACGGUAGGACAGUGGAGAUCAAGGCCUGGGGCGAGCGGGCGCUGCAGAAGAUGCAGGGGUGAAAGCACUCUGAAGGAAAAUGAACCAGACGAAGGGUCAGAGUGUGGGGGUAGUGGGGACAGUAGGAACCGGGCGCUUGCCUUUGCACCCGGGCGCUGAGGGCGCGGUGCGAAGGAGAUAGUCAACAUAGGCUUGUUGCACAGUGGAUACCUCCCCACCCUACUGGAGCGUUUGCUCUGUGUCAUUUCGUCCUCCUAACAACACACUGAAACGAGAAUUUCUACCAUCUCUGCUUUUCAAAAGAGGAAGCUGAGUCGAGGCCAGACUGUGUCUGGGUUACACACCCAGGAAGUUGCUGCACAAGAUAAUGCUUUGCCUUCAUCCUGACCCCUCCCCACUCUCCCCUUUCUUUAAGCUUCAAGGAGGUCUGCUUCUCUCCCACCACGACCAUUCCCAUCUGCUCUUUUUGUUUUGCAUGACCUUCCCCCAGAUCACUUCUUAUCGUCCAGUCUCCAAAAGUGGCAUUUCAUCAGAUCCCUUUGCGGCCCACCAGGCUCUCCGCCUUUUUUCUUAAAUCACAGGACUAUGGCUGCCUAUAGGCGUCUUAUUUGUCCGUGUUUCCUUGUGUUCACCUUUGGAACACAACCUCUACGAAAGCAGGGACCUUGCAUGCAGUAGGCACUCAAACCCCUGUUUACUACAUCAGGUGGUCUCCGGGCUGCAAAGUCCUUUCUUUUCCACCUGGACUUUCCCCUCGACUUCCACUCGUUCGGUCCAUCAAGAGGGGCGUGGAUGGGAGGGGUUGGUAGGGCGGGCUGAGGUCCUCGCCUGCUGGGAAUUCCAGUCCGAGAAGCAGGGGUCCCUGUUAGGUUCGGAGGCUACUCGGCCCCAAAGUCGGACGAUCACCGAGUAGGAUCUUUGAAACCCCAGCUAACUCCGGGCAAAAUCUUCAAGCUCCAGUCAGCUGGUCCAGGUCUCACCUCCUUAAGGAGCUCGCAGCCCUGACACACCCCAGAGCCGCAGCGCACGCCCAUCCCGGCCUCUCCCAGCGCAGCCCCGGCCCCGCCCCACAGCCCCGCGCGUGCCCGUCCCAGAUUCCUCCGCGCGCAGCCCUAAUACAGCCCCGAGGGAGAUGCCGUGCACGCCGGUCCCGACCUCCCCGGCGCACAACCCAGGCCUCGCCCCGCGGCGCCGCGUACGCCGGUCCCGGCUUCCCCCGCGCGCAGUCCUGGCCCCGCCCCGCGGCGCCGCGCACCCCUAUCCCGGCUUCCCCCGCGCGGCGAGUCUGGGCGGAGCGAGCGGGCUCAUCCUGGAGUCGGAAAGCCAAGCCUCUCCCACCCGCCCGGCGCGGUAUCCCGGGGGCGCCAUGGAGCCCCGGGUGGUUGCGGAUGCUGUGGAGACGGGAGAGGAGGAUGUGAUUAUGGAGGCUCUGCGCACGUACAACCGGGAGAACUCCCAGAGUUUCACGUUUGAUGAUGCCCAACAGGAGGACAGGAAGAGACUGGCGGAGCUGCUGGUCGCGGUUCUGGAGCGGGGCUUGCCACCGUCCCGCCGCGUCACCUGGCUGCAGAGCAUCCGCAUCCUGACCAGAGACCGCAGCUGCCUGGAGCCUUUCACCAGCCGCCAGAGCCUGCAGGCACUUGCCUCCUAUGCUGGCAUCGCCUUGGAGGGGUCCGUCCCUGAGCCUCUGGACAUGGACGUUGUACUCGAGUCCCUUAAGUGCCUGUGCAACCUCGUGCUCAGCAGCCCGGUGGCACAGGUGCUGGCCGCAGAAGCCCGCCUAGUGGUGAGGCUCGCAGAGCGUGUGGGGCUGUAUCACAAGAGCAGCUUCCCACACGAAGUCCAGUUUUUUGACUUGCGCCUCCUCUUCUUGCUCACGGCACUUCGCACUGAUGCGCGCCAGCAGCUGUUUCAGGAGUUGCAGGGGGUGCGCCUGCUGACUGCUGCCUUGGAGCUGACACUGGGAAUGACCCCUGAUGGGGGCCCUCCUGAGCUCCUUCCUCCCCAGGAGACUGAGCGGGCCAUGGAGAUCCUCAAAGUGCUCUUCAACAUCACCUUUGACUCCAUUAAGAGGGAAGUAGAUGAGGAAGAUGCUGCCCUUUAUCGGCACCUGGGGACUAUCCUGCGGCACUGUAUGAUGGUCGCUGCUGCUGGAGACCGCACAGAAGAGUUUCACGGCCACACAGUGAAUCUCUUGGGAAAUUUGCCCCUCAAGUGUCUGGACGUCCUUCUUACCCUGGAGCCACACGAAGGUUCCCUGGAGUUCCUGGGAGCAAACAUGGAUGUGAUUCAUGUCCUCCUCAGCUUCCUAGAAAAGCGUCUGCACCAGACGCACAGGCUGAAAGAGAGCGUGGCCCCCGUGCUGAGCGUGCUGACGGAGUGUGCCCGCAUGCACCGCCCUGCAAGGAAGUUCCUGAAGGCCCAGGUGCUGCCCCCACUGCGGGACGUGAGGACGCGGCCCGAGGUCGGGGAGCUGUUGCGGAACAAGCUUGUUCGCCUCAUGACGCACCUGGAUACUGACGUGAAGAGAGUGGCAGCUGAGUUCCUGUUUGUCCUGUGCUCGGAGAGUGUGCCCCGAUUCAUCAAGUACACGGGCUACGGGAACGCUGCUGGCCUCCUGGCUGCCAGGGGCCUCAUGGCUGGGGGCCGGCCUGAGGGCCAGUAUUCGGAGGAUGAGGACACGGACACAGAGGAGUACAAAGAAGCCAAGGCCAGCAUAAACCCAGUGACCGGGAGGGUGGAGGAAGAACCGCCCAACCCCAUGGAGGGCAUGACAGAGGAGCAGAAGGAACAUGAGGCCAUGAAGCUGGUGAACAUGUUUGACAAGCUCUCCAGGCACAGAGUCAUCCAGCCUAUGGGGAUGAGUCCCCGGGGUCAGCUCACAUCCCUGCAGGAUGCCAUUUGUGAGACCAUGGAAGGGCAGCUCUCCUCGGAACCCGACUCAGACCCCGACUGAGGACACCCACUCUUCUGUUCCCCCUUCAGAACUGGUGCUGCUUCCAGAGAUGGCCUUGGGACUGUGACCCAGGGAAGCCAUGCUUGGAGACCCUUUUCUCUUUACUUCCAAAGUUCUGUUAAUGGUUUGUCUCUGGUCCAAUUUUUUAUCUUUAGGACUGUGAGGGCCUUGUCCUGCUGCAACUCUGGGAACUCCACCAUGAUCUCCACAGAUGAGGUGGUCUUGUGUGCCAAGAGGAUGUGUGCAGAGGCUGCUGCCUGGGGGCAGGAGCUGAGCAUGGGCACAUGCACAGGCAAGCAUGUCCAGGGCUGGCAUACCGGCCCAGAGCUUCUGUGUCAGGCAGGCACUGCAGCUGACAGGAAAAGAACUUGCUAGGACCCUGUAUCCUAAUGUCAGAAACAUACUUUCAAGGUAUGCUCUAUUUCUGUCCCCCCUGAGCUCAGGACUGGGAGCCUCCUGUGCGUUCUUGGUCCUCGCUCAGCACUCUACUAUAAGUGUCCACAGCAGCCAAGCUCUCACUGGUUGUGACAGUGGAAUCCUGGCCUUCCCACUGGCGUAGACAAAUACACGAAGGGAAACGCACCUCGUAAAACCACAAGUCUGGAUUUCUGUCGUGUACCACAAAGCAUCACUGAAAUAUCUUGGAAUAAAGAGUUUCGAGCAAGAA
Molecule: messenger RNA, 3698 nt
Organism: Prionailurus viverrinus (fishing cat)
Lineage: Eukaryota; Metazoa; Chordata; Mammalia; Carnivora; Felidae
Gene: RIC8A
Product: RIC8 guanine nucleotide exchange factor A
Exons: 10
Coding region: 1208-3031 (607 amino acids)
Biological process (GO): G protein-coupled receptor signaling pathway
Cellular component (GO): cytoplasm; plasma membrane
Molecular function (GO): G-protein alpha-subunit binding; guanyl-nucleotide exchange factor activity
Source: RefSeq, a predicted model, not a curated record